AUGGUAAAGAGACGGAAGAAAGAGGGCGAGGGAGAAAAAUUGAGCCAGACGGAGGAGAGAAAGGAGAAGAAGUGUGAGAGAGAUAAUGAAAGCGGAUAUAAGAGAAUGAAGAUUGGGAAGGGGUGGAGAGGCCUGGAGAUGGGGAAUGGUAAAUUCAAAUACAUGAACUAUGCCACGUUCAACGACACAAAUCAAGUGGUAAUAAAGGACAUGACACAACCAACCCCAGAACUACUCCAAGCUUUGGGAGAGAGUCACGGCCCGCCAGGUCUACAAACGAACUAUCCAGGAGGAUACCACGAAGUCAUCACGAGCGGAGGAGCCAUCGCCCCGGAUCUUCCGGCGAAUCCGGCAUCGUGUUUCCUCAUCUCGGCCUUUAGGGCUUCAUCAGACAUCGACUCACUCGACGUCGAGAAGGAGAUCGAUCUCCUAACAGGGCUCGACAUCGCCAAGAACGCGUCAUCGUCCAGCGGCAAAUUCCAAGUCGGUCCAUGGGCCCUCUACAAGCGAUUCACGCCUGCCAUCCCGUUCCAGCCCUUCGACUUGGUCUUCCGCCUCGAGCUCCAGGGCCUUGACUCGGACCUAGAACCAGCCAAGAAGCUAGUCCAGGAACUCAACAAGGCCCCGACGGUAGAAGGAGUCGAGCGCUCCUGCACGGAAUUAUAUCAAAUCCAAGCAAAAGAUGUCGUCGUGCACGAAUGAAAAUAUAGAGCGCCAGCUUGUGCUGUAUAACAGUACAGGUUUUGCGCCGACGAAUCGCAGUGUUAUUGAGCGCUCCAACAUAUAGAUAAUGAUCAUAAUUAUAUGCUUUGUACGAUGCUGGUUGCACGCGAGAAAACCUACAGUGAAAAUUCUAUUUGCAGCGAAUUUCAAAAGCGGUAAAGUGAAAAAAAUGAGAUGUGCAACGUAAUAUAGGCCUAUGAUGAAUAUAGUGAUGAUUCAAUUAUUGUUCGUGUAUAUAAUAAUUGCCAUAAAAAUACUUGUUGAUACGAAUUUGUUGUUGAAAUUUGUUAAUAUUGCUGCAAUGUGAUAAAUGCAUACAUAAUUAAACGUUUUUUCUUAGAAAAAGGUAUAAAAUUAAAAAGGUAGGCGUAUACUAUAAAACGUUGUUUUCCAAAAUGCCCCCCCUGCUUGAAACACAGUGUUACAUAGUGUGUUCACAGUGUUUUUGGAGUAUGUUCAUACUGUGUUCAAUCUGUGUUCACAGUAUGCUCACAGUGUGUUCACAAAGUGUUCAUAGUGUUUUCAAAGAGUGUUCAUAGUGUGUUCACAAUGUGCUCAUAGUGUGUUCAUAGCAUACCCAUGGUGUGUUCACAGUGUGUUCAUAGUGUGUUCACAGUGUGUUCAUAGUGUGCUCAUAAUUUGUUCACAGUGUGUUCAAAGUGUGUUCAAUGUGUGUUCACAGUGUGUUCAUAGUGUGUUCACAAUGUGUUCAAUGUGUGUUCACAGAGUACCAUGGUGUGUUCACAGUGCGUUCACAAUGUGCUCAUAGUUUGUUCACAGAGUGUUCAUAGUAUGUUCACAGUGUGCCUAUAGUGUGUUCAAUGUGUGUUCAUAGUGUGUUCACAGCGUACUCAUAGUGUGUUCACAGUUGGUUCAUAGUGUGUUCAUACUGUGCUCACAGUGUGUUCACAGUGUGUUCAUAGUGUGUUCAUACUGUGCUCACAGUGUGUUCACAGAGUGUUCAUAGUGUGUUCAUACUGUGCUCACAGUGUGUUCACAGAGUGUUCAUAGUGUGUUCACAAUGUGCUCAUAAUGUGUUCACACUGUGCUCACAGAGUGUUCAUGGUGUGUUCACCGAGUGUUCAUGGUGUGUUCAUAGUGUGUUCAAUGUGUUUACUCAGUUUGUUCACAGUGUGUGCAUAGUAUGUUCUCGGUGUGUUCAUGGUGUGUUCAUAGUGUGUACACAGUGUAUUCAUGUGUGUUCACAGUGUAUGCAUAGUGUGUUCACAGUGUGUUCAUAGUGUGUUCAUAGUGUGUUCAUACUGUGCUCACAGUGUGUUCACAGAGUGUUCAUAGUGUGUUCAUACUGUGCUCACAGUGUGUUCACAGAGUGUUCAUAGUGUGUUCACAAUGUGCUCAUAAUGUGUUCACACUGUGCUCACAGAGUGUUCAUGGUGUGUUCACCGAGUGUUCAUGGUGUGUUCAUAGUGUGUUCAAUGUGUUUACUCAGUUUGUUCACAGUGUGUGCAUAGUAUGUUCUCGGUGUGUUCAUGGUGUGUUCAUAGUGUGUACACAGUGUAUUCAUGUGUGUUCACAGUGUAUGCAUAGUGUGUUCACAGUGUGUUCAUAGUGUGUUCAAAGUGUGUUCAUAGUGUGUUCACAGUGUGUUCACAGAGUGUUCACAGUGUGUUCAUACUGUGCUCACAGUGUGUUCAUAGUGUGUUUUCAGUGUGUUCAUCAUGUGUUUACAGUGUGUUCACAGAGUGUUCACAGUGUGUUCAUAGUGUGUUCACAGAGACUUCAUAGUGUGUUCACAGUGUAUUUACAGUGUGCUCAUGGUGUGUUCACAGAAUGCUGUUCCUAAUGUGUUCAUAGUGUGUUCACAGCGUGUUCAUAGUGUGUUCACAGUGUGUUCACGAUGUGCUCAUUGUGUGUUCACAGCGUACUCAUGGUGUGUUCAUAGUGUGUUCAUAGUGUGUUCAUGGUGUGUUCACGAUGUGCUCAUGAAGAUUUUCACGAUGUGUUCACGUAGUAAACUAUAUUGGUCAAUUCAACAAUAUGAAGAUGACUUAAUACUAUGCACGCCUCUACAGUUUGAAUGUUCACAGCGUGUUCUGGAAUUUACGACAUUAAAAAUGAGCGUUUGAACAGUGUGAAGAUGAUUUCACAUUUCGUUCCACACUAUCAGCACACUGAACAACUAUGAAACACUGUGGUACAAUGUAAUAGGCCUUAAAUUGUCAUUACCCAAAACAGGACACGAAAUCGUGGAAAUUCCAGAUUUUUGGUGUUGAAUAUAUUCCUAACAUUCAUUUUUGUGUGAGUGCAUUCAUGCUUGCAUUGUGUACAUCCCUUAUCAUUUGGUGAUUCAGAAAUCUGACAGCACCAAUUAAUUCUUUAAUUGUGUAGUAUAAUCAAAAUAUUUCCCAAUAGACCUUACGCAGUGACGUCAUCGGGCAGCCAUCUUAGAGGCUGAAGCCAUUGCCUUGCAUGCAUUGAGGAUCUGUAGCUGGUGCAUCUCUGACAACGCCUUUAUGCGCGUUUUCCUAUAUCCUCUGAGAGAGGGUGCUACAAGAUUAUGGCGUCAUUAUGCAAAAGGUCUAUCAAUUGAGAUAAUACUUCAAUAACGAUAUCCCAAGACUGGAACUAAACUUGAUCUUUAGGCGAAAGUCGAUAAGUGCUUCAUAUCACACGAUGUCAAUCCAGGGGCGGCGCAAGUGUAUUUUGAAGGGUGUUGGGGGCGCCGGGGACGACUUUUUCGGGACUAGUCUGUUGGCACAGACCUUUAGUUUCCGCAGAGUGCAUAAUAUAGAGUCUGAAGUAGUGAGACUAGAUUUACUCAUGUACCGUUGUGUUUCCACCAAUGUCAUUAGUUUGGAGUCUAUAGUCUCUGCCCAAGAUAUUUUUUAAAGUUUCAAAUUGUAAUCUGUGGUUGAAGACUAAUACUGAAUGAGGUGUAUUAUGCUGGUGUGUUUCGGUAUGGGGCUCUUAAACAAAAUUAGUUGUAUACGCCCUAUUUGCAUGUUAAUUUGUCGUGAUAAGCAAUCAGAUAUGUCUAUAUAAAUUACGUGAAAUGCAUAAACCUUUCUUGUAAAUUGAUGUCCCAUAUUGUAUUGUUUACCAAUGUCAUUUGCAAUAAUAAUAACAAUAAAUUGUCAUGCCUGUUGCUCCAAAGGA
This is a messenger RNA of Lytechinus pictus (painted urchin), 3840 nucleotides long. RefSeq lists its product as uncharacterized. The transcript is spliced from 4 exons. Lineage: Eukaryota; Metazoa; Echinodermata; Echinoidea; Temnopleuroida; Toxopneustidae. The coding region runs from base 1 to 702 and encodes 233 amino acids. The record is from RefSeq and is a predicted model, not a curated record.